AUGCCCGGUCUUUUCGCCCGCUUGAGGGGCCGAGAUGGCCACAGAUCGAAAAAGAAGUCCGCCAACGAUGACGCCGUCGACUCGUUGCCACGACAGUCAAAAUGGAGCGAGGCCUACACGCGUACCACGGUCGAGCCAGAGGAAGUGCACGAGCUGCUGCACUGCUGCACCGAGGAGCUGAAGGCUCGAGGCCUUGAUCUUCCCUUUCUCCUGCUGCCAUUUCGACCGACAUCCGACCCGAGCGCCGUGCGCUCCUUCAUCCGCCAUUUCUUCGAACGUGGCUACACCCUCGAGGGUGAUGCGCUGUUGCAAGAAGUCCGCAUGGCGGAACCCAUGGUCAUCGCAGAUGUUGCAAAAUGGUGCUGGGGUCGCCUCCAGGGCGGUGUUGUUGGUUGGGACGCCUACGAGUUGUUCAAAGUUGGUGAACUUGACUCCAACAGGGCCCGAGAUUCCUUCAGAACCUUCAUCCCGAUCAGCGUGGAGAAUGUCGCGAGGCAGCGUAUCUUAUUCGAUUUCUUCGAUCUAAUUGCAGCCGUGGCCGCCCACGGAAAAUCCAACGGCUUCGGCGGCCUUCAGCUUUCGAGGAUGGCUGGCUGGUGGGCUUUUGAGCAAAAGGACACGGGCAGCGGCUUCGACGGCGGCUAUAAAGCAUGGUUGAUGGCUGCCGAUGCAACCAGUCACCUGUUCUUCGCCUACCUCCGCUCGCUCUCCCCGGAGCAUAGUCCCACCGGAAUCUCUCUACUGCCUAGAUCUCUUGAGAAGCUCCUCAAGGAGACCAAGUACCCCCCGUCACGUUACCAUGGCACGGCAUCGAGCACCAACAAGCUGGUCAUGAUGGUCGAUGCGGUUUCUCCCACACCAUUCGCUCUCCUCCGUCGCGCGGGCCACUUUCAGUACCGAGACUCGGACCGCGGUCUCCAGAUGUUCUCCAACUUCGAGGAUCCCGUACAGACCCUGACCGAUGAAUGUCGUCGUGUCCUCAAUGCUAUUUCUGCAGCAAAUCAAUCGUCGGCGUCAAGCAUCGCGCAUUCUACCAGUCUUCGCGAUGCGUCCUGGUCACGAUUCGAGGACAUGGGUUUUGGCAUCGCCGCCGAGGACGAUGAAGAAACUAGAAACAUGCCCUCGAUGCCGCCGCCUCGGGGCAUCAGGAGCUCCCCCGUCUCCAGGAAUCAGUUUGCGAGGCCUACAACGCCUUCCUGGGCCGACUUUCUGUCUUCCGGCUUCGUCGACGAGACCGCCGGUCGGACUGGCUUGAUUCUUCCACCCGAUCAAGUCCUACCGCCAAUCGAGACGCAGAUCAGACAGCACAUCAACCAAUCCCAACUCGCGCAGCUAGAGUCGGAUCACGGUCUCGAGCCCGGCGAGCUGGCCAGCAUCACGCUGAUAGAGCUGGACGAUUCCUUCUGGUGGGUGUGGAUGAGCAGUCUUGCCCCUGAAGAGACGGUCACCAGAAAGUCUGCGUUUGGGAGGUGUGCUGUGAUCGAGACGAGGAUCCCUGGCGCUCGGUGGAUCGUGGUGGAAGAGUUGAUUGCCGGAGCGGCACCCGAGCCGGAAGAGGGCGCUUACAUCGCGGAGAAGAAAAGCUUCUUUAGCUGGACGAAGCGGAGCAGGGCGAACGGGCGCAACAAGCCGGAAAGCAGGCAAGGACAGGGUCAAGGAGGUGACGGCAACGGCAACGGCAACGGUUUUGGGGACAGCAAGACGAGCAUAGGGUCCCAGACGCACGCCAAGAUCCAAGCCAAGGCCGCUCAGCUUCGUGCGACGAAAUAUCAAGAGGAGCAGGCUGCCGCCGUAGGCACGCCGCGCCGGGGUCGUCAUGACGCAGAGCUUCUGGCCGAGAAGACCAACAGCGUCUUCAGCAUACAAACGCACAUUGUUGGCGCGGCUUCACCUGCGAUGAAAUGGGUCAAGAAGUACGACAAGGUUGCAACGAAAGAUGCUUACUUGGCCAACAGCAAUGCUGGCCGCGGCGCUUCCGUCUCUCCUGCCUAUUCAGCUCGUACAUUUGGCAGCAGUUCGCUCUCAUCCCGAACGACGAACGGCGGAUCAUACCUCGAACACACCCCUCCUACGGUUCCUUUGAAGGAAUUCUCCGAGUCCGGCACAGCCUUCUUCGGAUCCCCGCGGCAACCUCACCGAUCAUCGCCUAAGCUCGGGUCCCAACCAAGGGAUUCCCAAUCGCCCGUGACGGACAAAUCCGUGGAAUCCAAGUAUCAAAAGCAUCCGAGCCCGCCUCCUGCUACUGGAGUGAACGAUGUUUACGACUUCUCAGACAUGACGGCCGACGAACAAGCCGAAGCUGGUCUCGGGCUGUCCCAUGCGCAACAGGGUCAAUUCCAGGCAAACAAGGAAAAAUCAGGUCUGCGAAGGCUACUCACUUCACGCAAGAACCGCGAUUCGACACUUCCGGACGAACCUGCGGCCGACAUUAACGAAUUUCUUCGCUCCGAUCCGCAAUCUCCUGAGUACGGUGCGCAGCAGGCCCUGACCUCGUCACCCUCUGCUGGUGACAGUCCGGUUCCGUCUUUGACGCAGAAGCCAUCGAAGCUCGCGAGAAGGCCGGUGAGCUCUGCGAAACCACCCAAGCCCUCCAAGCGUCCUGAGUCAACGGUGCACACUUCUGCCCGUGGGGGAGAUAUCUCUCCCAUUGAUACUCAGGAUGCCGCAGACGCUGCUCGAGAAUUCUCCCAAUUUGAUCAAGGACCACUGCGAGAUCAGCCUGCUUUUGCCCCCGAGGACGAUGACUUCGAGAGCACUACUCCGACACGGAUUCCUCGCCGCACGAACCGCCAGACGGCCGCAUCUGCAUCCGCAAAGUCCAAGGAGCAGUUGAACCAGGCGGCGGGGCCUGGAGUGCAGGACCGAUGGGCACAGAUCCGCAAAAAUGCCGCUGCGAGGGCGUCGACUCGGGGGGAGCACGACACCCCCACGCGGAGCGCGUUGGGCAAGGCCGGUCAUGCUCAUGAUGGUAACAGCGGGGAGGAGACGAUUGAGACACGUGUUGCUCGCAUAAAGGCCCGCGUUGCCGAGCUCACUGUCAACAUGGAGGACAGCACCGGUCCUCAGUUGGUGGCUCCGACGCGUCGGUAG
Molecule: messenger RNA, 3090 nt
Organism: Drechmeria coniospora
Lineage: Eukaryota; Fungi; Ascomycota; Sordariomycetes; Hypocreales; Ophiocordycipitaceae
Exons: 6
Coding region: 1-3090 (1029 amino acids)
Source: RefSeq, a predicted model, not a curated record